This is a messenger RNA of Amyelois transitella, 1170 nucleotides long. RefSeq names its product nuclear receptor subfamily 2 group E member 1 (gene tll). Gene Ontology annotation, biological process: cell differentiation; positive regulation of transcription by RNA polymerase II; anatomical structure development. The coding region runs from base 1 to 1170 and encodes 389 amino acids. The record is from RefSeq and is a predicted model, not a curated record. Lineage: Eukaryota; Metazoa; Arthropoda; Insecta; Lepidoptera; Pyralidae. The transcript is spliced from 4 exons. Gene Ontology annotation, molecular function: RNA polymerase II cis-regulatory region sequence-specific DNA binding; nuclear receptor activity; zinc ion binding.
AUGGAAAUGCAGUCACUGCCGGCUUCGUCAAGCCGUAUCCUGUACGACGUCCCUUGCGCGGUGUGCCGCGACCAUUCCUCGGGAAAGCACUACGGAGUGUUCGCCUGCGAUGGAUGUGCUGGCUUCUUCAAGAGGUCCGUGAGACGAGACCGCCGGUACACCUGCAAGGCCAGGGCGCCCGGGGCCUGCCUGGUGGAUAAGGCCCAUAGAAACCAGUGCCGAGCUUGCAGGCUGGCGAAGUGCAUCGAUGCAGGAAUGAAUAAAGACGCUGUGCAACACGAAAGGGGUCCAAGGAAUUCGACAAUAAGACGUCAGAUGGCGUUGUUCCUCAAAGACCCAGCGAUGCCUUGCCACGACGUAGGCUUGGCCGCUCCUCCCGUUCUAGACUUGGCUUUACCAAAACACACCUUACUGCCUCCCCCACCAAUGAUGUUUCACAGCCCAUACUCCUUCAGCAGGAUCAAUCUGCCUACUUCCCCGUUAAUGUCGUGUCCAAUAAAGGUCCCAUCCCCUCCUCCGAUAACUUCCAGUCUACUGAGCCCAACAGAACCUGAAGCCAUGUGCGAGGCGGCUGCCAGGCUGUUGUUCAUGAAUGUCAAAUGGACCAAGAAUGUGCCAGCGUUCACCUCGUUGUCACUGUCCGAUAGAUUACUCCUAUUGGAAGAAUCUUGGAGAGACUUGUUCGUGAUUGGCUGCGCACAAUUCCUGCACCCUAUGGAUUUGAAAAUACUGGCCGAUGGGAAAAGUUCUAGAGUUGAUGUCAAAAACGUGGAAGAAUUCGAGAGAGUGUUAGCAGAAGUGGCGAGGGUUCGUCCUGAUAGCAAUGAAUACGCGUGUCUUCGGGCACUCGUCCUGUUUAGGACUAGUUUUAGCGAAAAGUGUGGGGGAAGCAGCCCUGGGCAUGGAGGGGCGGAAUACAGGCGGCUUCAGGACUUGCCGGCGGUGGCAGCACUCCAAGACCACUCGAAUGUGGUCCUCAAUGAGUAUACAUCAAGAGCUUACCCGCUGGAUGUCUCGCGCUCAAGCCACCUCCUCCAACUGCUGCCGACAAUCAGAAGGGUGUCAAGCUCCACCAUCGUGGAACUUUUCUUCAGGGCUACCAUCGGAGACAUCCCCAUAGAGAGGAUCAUUGGAGACAUGUACAGAACUGGCAAGGACACUGUGUCUUAA